Molecule: messenger RNA, 3484 nt
Organism: Lytechinus variegatus (green sea urchin)
Lineage: Eukaryota; Metazoa; Echinodermata; Echinoidea; Temnopleuroida; Toxopneustidae
Exons: 2
Coding region: 595-2991 (798 amino acids)
Biological process (GO): G protein-coupled receptor signaling pathway; cell surface receptor signaling pathway
Cellular component (GO): membrane
Molecular function (GO): G protein-coupled receptor activity
Source: RefSeq, a predicted model, not a curated record
AAAGUUUUAUGUUUAAGACACACACAAAAAAAGAACAAUACCAGAACAACAAUACAGAACGACUUGUGAAAGGGGAUGCAACCAAACCGAAACCCAUGUAACUACUUUAUUAUUACUAUUUUUACCCAUAAUGACAUGAAGAUAUAUUUUAUAAAAUUUGAUUCAUUUCUAUUAUUCUAAUUCUACUAAUUACUCUCACUAAUCAUUUUAUCAAUAUUGAGCAUUGUAGCAAGAUAACCGUUUAUAUUGAUGUUUGUUUUAAUUGAAAGUGAAGGGUAAGGAUCAGUGGGAGAAACAGUUUGAAGAAAGCAGGAAGUUGAAAAAAUGACCCCUUCUCAAACAACAGGGUGCUAUCCUUGCUCAUGCUAGCUUAGUCAUACGCCCAUCAUACCCAUAAUAUCAUUAAACACGGGCCAAGAUCUCAAUUUUGAGUAAAUUUGAUAAUUUUUCUACUUUCAUCCAGGUAACGGAUCUGUGAUAUCGUCAACUUCAUCGAUAUACCCAUCCCCCUCUCCUUCGGAUUCAUCACCAUAUUCUUCGCAGUUCUCUAGUAGCGUCACGGCGGCAGAAUCGGUCCCAACCUGCUAUCGACAUAUGUGCCGCGAAAAAGAUGGUGGACCUGUCACCUGUCGUUGUGACAAACGGUGUUUCUCCUUCGGGGAUUGCUGCUACGGUAUCAGGGUCCCACCACCAUUUGUUCUAGAACGGUUAGAAUUCGACACGACCGUAUGGGACUGUGUUGAAGACACGUUCCUACCGCCGAUCUAUCAGGAACUCAACCACGGCUAUCGCAUGGUCACACGGUGCCCACAGAGCUGGGAGAAGGACGAUGUCCGCAGGAAAUGCGAAAAUGUUUCAAGCAACGAUACUGAACAUAUCCUGUACACUGACGGAGAUGACUACUAUAGGAACGUUCACUGCGUCGUAUGUAGUGGUAUUGACGAAUCUUCAGUAUCCCCUAUCUAUGGCUCGAAUCAAUGCUCGUGGCAAUCAAAGAACGAACUGAAAUGUUUACUAGAGGCCAACAGCACCUCCCCUUUCCCAGACGACAUGGACAACAGUCUCGACAAUGCUACAGUUGUAGAACUAUACCAAGAAAUUCCAAUACCGCGUUUCUGUCUGCUGGAUGUAGAGGAAACUUGUCCAAGUGACAACGGGGACCUGAACUUGCAAAAUAAUUGUCGAAUGUACUUUGUUCCGGUCUUGUUUGAUAAUUCUAUAUAUAAAAAUCCAUUUUGUGCUCUGUGUAACGACCAACGUGAGGACCUUCAUUCAUAUUGCAAAAUACCGGUGCCGAAAAAAGAGGGUGAGAGAGGUAUCGAUUAUUUCAAGGUAGGGAUUGGAGCUGCCUUUAGCGGUAUAGUGAAUAGGGAUCAAACGGCUGAAACUAAAGAUGAGCAGGUCUAUCGACACCCACUUUUAAUCAGUUCUAUCUGGCCCUUGUGCAAGUCAAAGCAGACAUAUUUAAUCUAUAAGAAUGGAAAGGUAGAAUGUUUCGGAAAUGAAUCGUGUUCUAUAAACUCAAACAUCCCCGAAGGUGAUGCAAGAGAAGUAGAUGAUUUUCUAUUUGAGAUCAAUCUUGCUGAUGCAUUGUCCUCUCAUUUAGACCUUGUGGAUAUCCCGCCAUUGGUAACCUUUCUGCAACGUCUCCGCAACCGAAGCCAUGAAAUGUAUAUACCUCAAGUACUUACAGUAAAGCAGUGGUGCCAUACUCUGAAGUAUAAUCAAGAGUCUCUAGGCAAAUCCAAUUGCUCAAAUGAAUUGUAUGAAGGGGAGCCAAAUGAAUUCUCGCCGUUCGUCCUGUCAAACGAUUCUUACAUAUUCUUUAACGGAUCGUUCGUGAAACCAAUCUGGUGGUUUAACCUGACUGCUCUCUGGCUUGAAGACAUUAAUUGGAUACCGUAUCAUAAGAUGUAUCUAUGCGGUACGGAACAAGAAGUUCAGUUCUGCCCUUCGAUAGCAGUGGCGACAGACUCAGUUGAUUGGGUAGAACGCUUUAAUAAAACCCUCCUGAAAUACAAGAACAAGAUCUAUUUCCAAGAGGAUUUCUUUUUGCACCCUGAUGGGCAGAUUCGCAUAUGUAUUGAUGACGAAAACCAACUUGAAGACUUUAUUUACACCGGACUGAAUAUUGUUGGAAAUGUAGCCUUCGCGGUGUCUUCAGCUUGCCUGUUUGCUACUUUGUUGACGUAUCUUAUUUUCUCGGAGCUGCAGAACAGGCAGGGUAUAGUGAUCAUCAAUUUCAUUGUGGCUCUGCUUCUGGGGCAAAUCUUUCUGCAGUAUGUGGGCUACCACUUCUCUGAUCGGUUCAUUCCAUGUCUAGCAUUUGCGUCUCUAUCGCAUUUCUUCUUCUUGGCGUCCUUUGUCUGGACAACAGUACUGGCCUGGGAUCUCAGAAGAAGCCUCUCGGCAUCGGUCAUCUUUAGGAGUGGACAGUCGCGUUUCCACACAACUGCGUAUACUUUGAUCGGUUGGGGAAUUCCUCUAGUGAUAACAUCGACAACUCUCCUGAUGCAGUUAGGUGGAUUCACGGACGAACCCAUCUUGGAAUACGGUGGCCCCGCCUGCUGGUUUGCUACAAGGUUGUCGAGUCUGGCAGUCUUCUUUGGGCCUAUCUGCGUUUGCCUCCUAACCAACUGCCUCCUUUUUAUUGGAACCAUGCGGAAUUUGCACUCUACGAAUAAAUCUACUGCAAUAGCGAGGAAGAACUCCGGUAGUGCCAGACAGAAGCAACUCACUUUGGAACUUAGAAUCUUUGUCAAGAUUUCGGCUCUUCUCGGAUUCGCUUGGCUGUUUGGCUUCUUGGCCAUGGUAGUAAACAUCCUUGUCACAUGGUAUCUCUUCAUCAUCGUUAGUGGCCUUCAAGGAUUCUUUAUAUUCAUCUCGUUCGGGGCGAAUAGACGAGCAAGAGGGCUCUGGGGAACCCUUCUCGGGAGAGCUUUCUCUGGGAACGCAACCACACGCACCGAAUCGGGGACGCAAUCACGAUAACAAUUGUCGUUGGACCGUUGGAAAUAAAACCGUAAACUUUGUAGUCAUGACAGGAUGGGCACUGAGCUACACAAGAAUUGGAGGGGUGGGAUUUUUUUCAAGAAUCAUAAUGUUCUUUGAUAUUACUGAAAUAAAAAAAAACAAAUUGAAUCUUUAAUGAUGAUACUAAUUUAUGCAUCAUUCAUGCGCUAAAAACAAAUACGUUCUGUAGGGCAACAAUACAGUGAUACCAAGAACAACGCCCGUGUAACGAUUUCUUAUUAUGUACUUUAUGAUUACAUAACAUAAUAACCAUCAUCAAGUUUUCAUAUGCAGAAAUUUAUUUGUAUAUUCUUUGUAAAUAGCGAUUCACCAUUAAUUGUCAGUAAUUGAUUAAAAAAAACUGUGUAUGAUCAGUGGAUCGUUUUUACACAGGAAGAUUGAUGGACUGUCCAUCAGCGGAAUGAAAAAGAUAAAACCAUGUCGGUGGUUGAGACGGAUUUAAGUUGAUUCG